AUCUUAUACGCAAUACUCCAAAACAGAGAAUAACUAAUAAGCCCAAAAUGGCUUUCAAGAAUCACCCUCCACUGUUUCUUUCACUCUGUUUCUUCUUCUUCUUCUUUCUUUGCAUACCCAUUUGCAGAGUAGAAUCUCGAGUACCUUUCGCUUGUGACCCGAGAAAUGGGCUGACCCGAAACCUGAUAUUCUGCAGGGUUAAUGUACCGAUACAUGUGAGAGUGAGGGAUUUGUUGGGGAGAUUGACAUUGCAGGAGAAGAUUAGGUUGCUAGUGAACAAUGCAGCUGCUGUUCCAAGACUUGGUAUUCAAGGUUAUGAGUGGUGGUCUGAGGCUCUACAUGGUGUUUCCAAUGUGGGUCCAGGUGUCAAGUUCGGUGGGGCCUUCCCUGGGGCGACUAGCUUCCCUCAAGUAAUCACCACCGCUGCCUCUUUCAACGAGUCUCUUUGGGAGCAAAUCGGACGGGUAGUAUCAGACGAAGCAAGGGCAAUGUACAAUGGAGGACUGGCUGGAUUGACAUAUUGGAGCCCUAAUGUGAACAUAUUUCGAGAUCCCCGGUGGGGUAGAGGACAAGAAACUCCGGGCGAAGACCCUGUUUUAGCCGGAAAAUAUGCUGCCAGCUAUGUCAGGGGACUUCAGAGUAUCACAGGUAACAGAUUAAAGGUUGCCGCAUGCUGCAAGCAUUACACAGCCUACGAUCUUGAUAAUUGGAAUGGGGUGGAUCGGUUCCAUUUUAAUGCUAAGGUAAGCAAGCAAGACUUGGAAGACACCUACGACGUGCCGUUCAAGGCCUGUGUGGUGGAAGGGAAGGUUGCUAGUGUAAUGUGCUCAUACAAUCAAGUCAAUGGAAAACCCACUUGUGCUGAUCCUGAUCUACUCAAAAACACCAUCAGAGGUGAAUGGCGUCUUAAUGGAUACAUUGUUUCAGACUGUGACUCUGUUGGGGUUUUAUAUGAUAAUCAACACUACACUUCAACACCUGAAGAGGCAGCUGCAGCCACUGUUAAAGCAGGCCUUGAUUUGGACUGUGGCCCAUUCUUGGCAAUCCACACAGAAAAUGCUGUAAGAAAAGGAUUACUUACCGAGGAAGAUGUAAAUAUGGCCUUAGCCAAUACAAUAACCGUCCAGAUGAGAUUGGGCAUGUUCGAUGGAGAGCCAUCGGCCCAACCAUAUGGUAACUUAGGCCCAAGAGAUGUUUGUACUCCGGCCCAUCAGGAGUUAGCUCUAGAGGCGGCCCGACAAGGCAUAGUUCUGCUCGAGAAUCGUGGGGGAGCCCUUCCAUUGUCCGGUGCCCGUCACCAUACCGUAGCAGUCGUUGGACCGAAUUCUGAUGUUACCGUUACCAUGAUAGGGAAUUAUGCUGGUAUUGCAUGUGGUUACACUAGUCCAUUGCAAGGAAUCGGCAGAUAUGCAAAGACAAUUCACCAACCCGGGUGUGAAAAUGUGGCCUGCACUGGCAAUCAAAAUUUUGCAAGAGCUGAGGUUGCAGCUCGCCAUGCUGAUGCUACUGUCCUUGUAAUGGGUCUUGACCAAUCCAUAGAAGCAGAAUUCAGGGAUAGGGUAAGCCUUCUCUUGCCUGGAAACCAACAAGAACUUGUAUCAAGGGUAGCUAAAGCCUCUAGAGGUCCAACUAUAUUGGUGUUGAUGAGUGGGAGUCCUAUUGAUGUCUCCUUUGCUAAGAAUGAUCCUCGCAUUGGUGCCAUUUUAUGGGUUGGGUAUCCGGGACAAGCCGGAGGCGCUGCCAUUGCUGAUGUUUUGUUUGGCACUACAAAUCCAGGUGGGAAGCUGCCAAUGACAUGGUAUCCACAAAGCUAUAUUGCAAAAGUACCAAUGACAAAUAUGGGAAUGAGGGCUGACCCUUCAACAGGCUAUCCUGGUAGAACCUACAGAUUCUACAAAGGCCCUGUCGUUUUCCCUUUUGGCCAUGGAAUGAGUUACACUUCCUUUUCUCACUCUCUAUCACAAGCUCCAAAACAGCUCUCAUUACCCAUUACAAGUCUUUCUGCCUUGAAAAACACUACUGGUUUAAACAAUGCAAUUAGGGUUUCUCACACAAACUGUGAGUCCCUUUUAUUAGGACUUGAUCUUGAUGUGAAAAACACAGGAUCCGUGGAUGGAACUCAAACUCUUCUUGUUUUCUCUAGCCCUCCUGAAGGAAAAUGGUCCUCUAACAAGCAAUUAAUUGGUUUUGAGAAGAUCCAUUUAGUUGCUGGAUCACAGAAACAAGUCAGAAUUAACAUUCAUGUGUGCAAGCACUUGAGUGUAGUUGAUCGAUUCGGAAUUCGAAGAAUUCCCAUUGGUAAACAUCAUCUCCACAUUGGAGAUCUCAAACAUUCUAUUUCUCUCCAAACAAACCUGGAAGGAAUCAAAUAUUAGUAGCUUUGUAGGAAAGUGAAAUUGAUUAAUCCACAAUUGUAACAUAGAUUAAUACACAGAAGAAUGUUUAAUUAGAGUUUUCAAUAAGAAAGUUUGUUAUAGAACAGGUUCCUGAGUCCCAACAUUCCAUUCACUUAAUGCAAGAAACAGAAUUAAGUGAAAGAAAUAGGUUAAUGUAUGAAGCAAAUAAACCAGUACCAGGUCAGGUAUGCUGGUUGCCAUUCUUGUUUCUACUUUAUAUGCAAGGAAAAUGUAACUAUAUCUUUGAGAAUUGGUGGUUGUAAUUGUAAACUUUUGCCUCAUAAAUAUGAGGUGCUAUUGGAAAAGGAAUAUAGUUUGAAUUAUUUCAGUC
This is a messenger RNA of Jatropha curcas, 2727 nucleotides long. RefSeq names its product putative beta-D-xylosidase. Gene Ontology annotation, biological process: arabinan catabolic process; xylan catabolic process. The record is from RefSeq and is a predicted model, not a curated record. Gene Ontology annotation, cellular component: apoplast. Gene Ontology annotation, molecular function: xylan 1,4-beta-xylosidase activity; alpha-L-arabinofuranosidase activity. Lineage: Eukaryota; Viridiplantae; Streptophyta; Magnoliopsida; Malpighiales; Euphorbiaceae.